This is a messenger RNA of Agelaius phoeniceus (red-winged blackbird), 5408 nucleotides long. It is a transcript of the gene NRP2, whose product is annotated as neuropilin 2. The record is from RefSeq and is a predicted model, not a curated record. Gene Ontology annotation, biological process: angiogenesis; vascular endothelial growth factor signaling pathway; axon guidance. Gene Ontology annotation, molecular function: semaphorin receptor activity; vascular endothelial growth factor receptor activity. Gene Ontology annotation, cellular component: plasma membrane; axon; glutamatergic synapse. NCBI's taxonomy places the organism in Eukaryota, Metazoa, Chordata, Aves, Passeriformes, Icteridae.
AGGCGAAGCCCGGCCCCGCAGCCUCGGGUCUUGCGUUGUGGGUCUCGGGUUUUUUUAUAAUUUGUUCCGGAGGAUGGAUACGUUUCUUCUCGCCUGGGGAUUUCUAGGGCUGUGCUUGCCCGGCUCUGGAGGCACAGCGGAGACAGCUCAGCCAUGCGGGGGUCGCCUGAACUCCAAGGAUGCUGGGUACAUCACCUCACCAGGGUACCCCAAUGACUACCCCUCCCACCAGAACUGUGAAUGGGUCAUCUACACCCCUGAAUCCAACCAGAAGAUUAUCCUCAACUUCAACCCUCACUUCGAAAUCGAAAAACAUGACUGCAAGUAUGACUACAUCGAGAUCCGCGAUGGGGACAGCGAAGCAGCAGACCUUCUGGGCAAGCACUGUGGGAACAUUGCACCUCCUACCAUCAUCUCUUCUGGCCCCUCUCUCUAUAUCAAGUUCACCUCAGACUACGCACGGCAAGGUGCCGGCUUCUCUCUGCGCUAUGAGAUCUACAAGACGGGCUCCGAGGACUGCUCCAGAAACUUCACUGCCUCCAACGGCACUAUUGAGUCUCCAGGUUUCCCUGACAAGUAUCCACACAACCUGGACUGCAUCUUCACCAUCAUAGCCAAGCCAAAGACAGAAAUCCUCCUCCACUUUCUGCUUUUUGACCUCGAGCAUGACCCACUGCAGUCGGGGGAAGGAGACUGCAAGUAUGACUGGCUAGACAUCUGGGAUGGCAUCCCUCAGGUUGGCCCCUUGAUAGGCAGGUAUUGUGGUGUCAAUAUGCCAUCGGACAUCCGCUCGACCACCGGCGUCCUCUCUCUCACCUUCCACACGGACCUGGCAGUGGCUAAGGAUGGUUUCUCUGCUCAGUACUACUUGAUCCACCAGGAAGUCCCAGAAAACUUUCAGUGCAAUGUGCCUCUGGGGAUGGAGUCUGGCAGGAUCUCCAACAUGCAGAUCAGUGCCUCCUCCACCUACUCGGAUGGGCGAUGGACCCCUCAGCAGAGCCGGCUCAACAGUGAUGACAACGGCUGGACCCCCAUUGUAGACAGCAACAAAGAGUACCUCCAGGUGGACCUCCAAUUCCUGACUGUGCUCACAGCCAUUGCCACACAGGGUGCCAUCUCAAGAGAAACCCAGAAGGGCUACUAUGUGCGUACCUACAAGCUGGAGGUCAGCACCAAUGGGGAGGACUGGAUGAUGUACCGACACGGGAAAAACCACAAGACAUUUCAGGCCAAUGAGGAUGCCACAGAGGUGGUUCUCAACAAGAUCCACAGCCCAGUGCUCACACGCUUCGUGCGCAUCCGUCCCCAGACCUGGCACAACGGCAUCGCCCUGAGGCUGGAGCUGUAUGGCUGCCGCAUCACUGAUUCACCCUGCUCCAACUUGCUGGGAAUGCUUUCUGGCCUGAUUCCUGACUCACAGAUCUCUGCCUCUUCCAUCAGAGGCUAUGACUGGUCUCCCAGCAUGGCCCGCCUGGUGAGCAGCCGCUCGGGCUGGUUUCCCCGUGUGCCCCAAGCCCAGCCUGGGGAGGAGUGGCUGCAGGUGGACCUUGGUGUCCCGAAGAACAUCAAAGGCGUCAUUAUCCAGGGGGCUCGUGGAGGGGACAGUGUGACCACCACUGAGUCCCGUUCCUUUGUGAAGAAGUUUAAGGUGGCCUACAGCAUGAAUGGGAAGGACUGGGACUUCAUCCAGGACCCCAAAACAAUGCAAGCCAAGCUUUUUGAAGGCAACAUCCACUACGACAUCCCUGAAGUCCGGAGGUUUGACCCUGUUCCUGCCCAGUAUGUCCGAGUGCACCCGGAGAGGUGGUCCCCAGCGGGAAUAGGAAUGCGCCUGGAGGUGCUGGGCUGUGACUGGACAGAUGUCAGGCCCACUGCAGAGACACUGGUGCCCACUUUGAAGAGUGAAGAAACCACCACUCCCUACCCUACUGAUGCAGAAGCAACAGACUGUGGUGACAGCUGUGGAGAAGAGGAGGAUUUCCAACUCCCUGCGAACUUCAAUUGCAACUUUGAUCUUCCUGAAGACCUUUGUGGUUGGUCACACGACUUGGCAACUGGCUAUACGUGGUCUUUCCAGCCUUCAGGCACCUGGAUUGGCAACUCUGAUCCAAGCCCUGACACUGUGCCUGAUGUCAAGAAUUACCUGCAACUGCAAAGCAGCGGAAGGCGGGAAAGCCAGCGAGCCCGGCUCAUCAGCCCCACCAUCUAUUUGCCCCAGAGUGCUGUCUGCAUGGUUUUCCAGUACCAGGCAUGGGGCAGCAAUGGGGUGAUGCUGCGGGUCUGGCGGGAAGCUAGCCAGGAGCACAAGGCACUGUGGGUCAUCACGGAGGACCAAGGGGAGGAGUGGAGGGAAGGCCGCAUCAUUUUGCCAAGCUACGACAUGGAGUACCGGAUCGUGUUUGAGGGAUUUAUCCGCAACGGCCACUCGGGAGAGCUGGCCCUGGAUGACAUCCGGCUGGGCACUGACAUCCCACUGGAGAACUGCAUGGAACCCAUCACAGCUUUCCCAGGGGCAACCCUCCUGCCAGGGACCGAGCCCACAGUGGACACGGUGUCAGUGCAGCCCAUCCCAGCCUACUGGUAUUACGUUAUUGCCGCCGGAGGUGCUGUUGUGGUGCUGGUCUCCGUCGCGCUGGCCCUUGUGCUCCACUACCACCGGUUCCGCUAUGCGGCCAAGAAGAGUGAUCACUCCAUCACCUACAAAACCUCCCACUAUGCCAACGGGGCCCCUGUGGCCGUGGAGCCCACCCUAACCAUAAAACUAGAGCAAGACCCCAGCUUGCGCUGCUGAGAGCCGAACAGGAACGAGAAAGCAAACAAAACACAAAACAGACAGACAGACAGAAACUAAGACUUCAAAUACGUUGCCUCAGUUUUGCACUUUUUUCCUUACUUAGCAUACGUGUGAACUCUUAGAUAUCUCCAUCCCUUCUCCGUCCCCCAGCCCUCCCCAGAUCUUUUACAAACUCUAAACUAAUGCUGCAUCUUGGAUCGCCAGAAGAGACACACCGCCCCUUCACUUCAAAAGUGAACACUCCCUUUCUAUUACUUUUCAAAGAUACCUGGGGUGUCAGGUGGGGGUUUAUUUUGUUUUGUUGUGUUUGUUUGGGGAGUUGGUUUUUUUUGUUGUUGGUCAGCUUCUUUGGGUUUUGGGAUUUUUUUCUCCUCCCCGUAGGCAACCUGCAAGGGAACCUGAUGGUGAGCCUGGAAGCUUGUGUGUGAGGCUCGUGUGCAUGUGCUAAACCUGCGUGUGUGAGUGUGCAUGGGACUGUGUGUGUCUGACUGACUGAAUGUAUAUUUAGAAACAGCCCCUUUUUAAUUUGCUUGUUGUUGCUUCUACUUGCACAGGGAAUGCUUUUAUUUUUGUUUUUGUUGUUGUUAAUUUUCCCUCCUUCCCACCUCCUCUCUGGAAGGUCUGGGACGUGUUUAUGGUGAAUGCCCUGAUUUGUUUACCUGGGGAAGAGAGCAAUGCUUUUUUGUUGCCUUAUCUAGCUUUGGCUGGGUUUCUUGUUUGAUAGUGUUAAUGUCUUGGGUGCAAAUUGAGAAAAGGCCAGGCUGGACAGUAGGAAUGUCCGCCUCAGGUGGCUAGAAGAAUCCAGAGAGGUCCAUAGACAUUCAAAAAGCAAGAGAUCUCUCCAUUUUAUUCUUUCUGCAGCCAACAUGAAAACACAGCCAUUGUUUGGAAGAGGGAGGGGAAGCCCUCCUCUUCCCCCACCUGCAAGUGAAUCUAUUUAAAGUUGCCUUAUAUCAGAGAAGCUCAUAAUGAAUGUUUUGUUUGUAUCUGUUAAAGCCAGCCUUAGGGUAACACGUAGACUUCAGCAGGUCUUAGUGGAUGCUAAAUACUGUAGUUUCUUGAGAAUUGAAGGUUUAUUUAUUUAAUAAGUAUCCUCACUUUGGGUGCUGAUGGUUUUGCUUUUACACAGGGAAGGGGGAGAGGGCUCCUCCUUGUCUUUCUGCUAGAAAUGUUCAAGGGAGAAGUAUCGUUCCCUUUUCUGGGUUUGAUUUUUUUCCUUCUGCCCAAUCCAUAGCUGCUGAAUCAUAAAAAUUGCCCGUUGACUUUUUAGAAUGUCAGUUUUGCGUUUGCUAAUGUUCUGCUUCUUAGAGCACCAGUAACAUCUAGCAAGCCAAGCCCAGCCAGUGCACCUGGGGGGCCCAGCUAUUGCUGCUGCUUUAACUGGGGAGGCAAGGAGGAGCCUCCACAUGCCUCUGACUGUUGAAUGGCCCAGUGUAUUGUAGUGGAAAUGCCUUAUAUAAAUUACUGAAUGAUGACAUGCAAAAGUGGUUUGAAUUUUUAACCCUAAUCUGUUUGCAGGCAAAAAAAGUACCUCCAGUGAGCAAGGUUCUCCAUCUUGUUUGUGUCCAUCUGUGAUGACUGAUCAGAUUCCCUCCCCCCUUCUAAACUUGCUAGUGCCCAUCCCUCCUUUGCCCAUUAAUAUUGCAUAAAAUGAAUCAAGAUGAGCAGCUCUGUUAACUUCCCUGCAGUCUUGAGCUGCCUUUUGGUCUGGGAAAAAAAGUAAAAAUACAAACUGUGCUGAAGUGGUAUUGGCCUCUGUUGCAGCAUAGCCCUAUCCCAAGGGGAUCUCUGUCAAUGGGGGUGUCACUCUAUCCCCAUCCUUGCCUUAAUUUCGUGCAGCCAGUUUCAGUUCCCCGUGCUGGUUUCACAGCAGAUUUCAGUGGGAUCCUCUCAGCUGCAGCAGCAAGUGGCUGAAACAAGCAAGGAGUGCAGAAAAGCCCAGGGUGAUGUGCCAUGGUGAGCACAUUAGGUAAGGUGGGUGCUCAUGGCACCUGGGCCUGGCUCCCAAAAGGUUUUGGAGAGCAGCAGGGACAUGCCUGUCCCACAGGGCCAGAACAGACCCAGGGAGCUCCUGCCACCUGGAAGGCAGUGCCAUUGAAAGGUCCCUGGAGAGGAGUUUCCAGGGUAAGAGUGCUUUCAGUGUGAGCCUCCUCAUCACACAGCACUGGUGUUGCAGUGCAUCUGGUUUGGGAUGUGGAUUCCUAUCCCCCUUGGUCAGCUGCAAAUUAAAACAGAUGUGAAAUACUGGCAUGUGCUUACUUUCAAGUCAGCCCAAGCCAUGUCAGCAGAUGAUAUUGUCCCGUUUCCAAAGUCAGCUCAGUCUCCCUAGUUCAGACGAUUUCACUUUGACCAGGUUCACCCCCACAGACUUAGCAAGUGUGCAUUGGUGUGUCAGAGAGGAGAAUGUGGCACCCUGUCUUUUAAACCAAAAUCACCAAAGACAAAACAGAAGGUCACUUCGAUUUUUACUCCCAGUUCUCCCCUGCUCCUUGAGCCCUGACAUCCCCAGCAUUGCCCAGUUGCCUGUGUGUGAAAAAUAUCUUGUGGAAAUUUGAAAUUCUUUGAAGAUGUAUUGUGUGGAAUGUAAUAAAAUGAUGAUAUUUUUAUACAAAUA